GGUGACUAACAUAUGAGCGCGACAGCUCAGCAGCCUGCUGCAUGUGGGUUGGGUGGUGUCCACCGUUAAAACAGGAAAGAGAAGCAUUUUACAGAACUUAUUCAUGACCCCAUAUCUUAGUUAUUAGAACCGCCAAAUCAGCCAAGAUGGAUGACAUUGAUGCAAUGUUCAGUGACAUGAUGCAGGAGAUGGAUCUCCUAACGCAGAGUUUUGAAGCAGAAAUAGUGUCUGUGCCUUUGCCUAAACCUUCCUCCAUUCCUGACCCUCAGGAAAUGAACUUUUCCAUUGGUUUCACAGAUCUGAAUGCAUCUCUGCAUGAUAUGGAAGACAAUGACUUGGACGCCUUGAUGGCUGAUCUGGUGGCAGAUAUCAGUGCCACGGAAGAAAAGUUUGCCACAGACAGAGAUGCGUUUAAGGGGUCAGCUCCAGUUGCCUCAAUACCCUCCCAGCCUCAGAGUAAUUUUAGCCUCCAAGCAUCAGCUGACACCUCCAGACCUGCAACUUCCUUCAACUCCAUUGCAGCUCAGCCCCCACCACCCACCUCCACACCAUCGAAAGAAGAACUAGAGGAACAGAUGAAAGCAGAUAAGAUCAAGCUUGCUUUGGAGAAGCUAAAGGAGGCCAAAGUGAAAAAGCUGGUCGUGAAAGUGGAGUUAACGGAUGGCAGCUCAAAGACUCUGAUGGUGGACGAGAGACAAACAGUCAGAGAUGUGAUGGACAACCUGUUUGAGAAGACACAUUGUGACUGCAAUGUGGAUUGGUCUGUGUGCGAGACCAACCCUGACUUACAGACUGAACGAGGGUUUGAGGACCAUGAGAACCUUGUGGAGCCUCUUUCUACAUGGACAAGGGACACGGAAAACAAAGUGCUUUUUCAGGAGAAAAAAGACAAGUAUGAAGUCUUCAGGAACCCUCAGAAUUUUUAUUUGUGGAAAAAGGAUAAGAAAUCGCUAACCGACAUGAAAGACAAGGACAAGGAACAGCUUCUGGAGGAGAACUUCUGUGGAGCCUCCGUCAUUGUGCCUGAUCUGGAAGCAGUUCUGUAUAUGAAGGAGGAUGGCAAGAAAUCGUGGAAACAGCGCUACUUCCUCUUGCGGGCCUCUGGAUUGUAUUACUCACCCAAAGGCAAGACAAAGGCUUCACGGGAUCUUGUGUGCUUGGUUCAGUUUGACAAUGUGAACGUCUACUACUGCAAAGAAUACAGAAUCAAAUACAAAGCACCAACAGACCACUGCUUCAUUCUUAAGCAUCCUCAGAUUCAGAAAGAAUCACAAUACAUCAAGUAUCUGUGUUGUGAUGAUGAGAGGUCCAUGACUCUGUGGGUGACUGGAAUACGGAUUGCAAAGUAUGGUAAGCAGUUAUAUGACAACUACAAGGCUGCUGUGAGGAAAGCUGCAGGCUCUGCGACCUGGGCGAACCGCACGAUCCAGACCUCCUCCAGUGCAUCGACACCCUCCCCUACACCUAAAGCCAAAGCUGCGAAUGGACAUGCUCCUCAGCCUGCAGUGGAGACCAAGGGUCCUGGCAACCAAACAUCAUUUCCAGAGAUCCUGCCUCCUCCUCCACCUGACCCCAUGUUGCCUCCUCCUCUCUCUGCUCCUUCCAGCACGACCAACGUUAACAAGAUUCCUCCUCCACCUCAAUUCCCACAGUCCUCUUUUCCACCUCCACCCAUGGAUGACAUGCCUCCUCCACCACCUCCUCCAGAAGAUGAGCUGCCCCCCGACUUCAUGCCUCCUCCACCACCUAGUUUGACAUCUUAUGGGGGAGCAGCGCCCCCACCACCACCACCACCUCCAGAGCCCCUUUCGUCUCUUCCACCAGCUCCUCCUGCUCCCCAAAACUUUGCAUCUGCAGGUGGAGCACCGCCUCCACCCCCACCUCCACCUCCACCUCCAGCUCCUGAACCGGCUGCCCACAGACCCCCCGGCACCAUCAGAAAAGUGGCUCCAUCUCCACCUCAGAGGACUACAGCUCAACUAACAGCGCCAUCAGGUGGCGACUUCAUGUCAGAACUGAUGACAGCAAUGCACAAAAAGCGCGGUCAACAAUAAACCUGAAGUCUGGACAGAGCUACUUAACAUGUUUUUAUAGUUGGACUGAGGAACUGACCCCAGAACGGUUUUUUGGUGUGACAUUAGGACAAAUUGGAAUCAUUUAAUGUUUCUGUUGUUUGAAAUGUUUUUAUUACACCACAAUGCAAAAAAAUUGUAAAUACUUUGCUCUAAUGCAACUACAAUAUAAAAAGCAAUAUGCUAUAUCAUCAUUGCAAAUGGAAUGUCAGUAAACAUGGUAUUGCAAAGUUAACUGUUAAACAGAUUCUGGCAGGCCUUGAGUUCUAAUUUAAAUGCAUGAUGCAAAGUUUAAUGUGCUAAUAUGCAGAAUGUUUUGAUGCAAAUGAAUGUACCUUACAUUGAAAAAAUAAAAAAUAGAUUAGGAAGAACAGCUGACCCUCAGCUGCUGAGCCCAGGAUGGAGGUUUACUGGAGUAUCCGGCUCUCUCAGCCUCCUCCUGCUCCACAAACGGCUCAGUUAGAGUCUUCUGCAACAGCGCCACCUAGAAAUAGAUCAUAAGAUAUUCUAUCACAUAUGAAAAACAAUAGUCUGUCUGAAAAAACAAAAAAAAAACAAGAUUUUAUGUAUAAUUGUCUUGCCUACAGUACAUUUCAAAGUAACAUAUUAAAGCAAAAGUUCAUCU
This is a messenger RNA of Carassius auratus (goldfish), 2697 nucleotides long. Its product is annotated as amyloid beta A4 precursor protein-binding family B member 1-interacting protein-like. Gene Ontology annotation, cellular component: cytosol; plasma membrane. The record is from RefSeq and is a predicted model, not a curated record. The coding region runs from base 147 to 2054 and encodes 635 amino acids. The transcript has 14 exons. Gene Ontology annotation, biological process: signal transduction. Lineage: Eukaryota; Metazoa; Chordata; Actinopteri; Cypriniformes; Cyprinidae.